AUGGGCGUAACUGUGUUGUCUGAUACCCUUCACAAAAAGCUUGGAACCUGGCAAGUAAAUCUUGAUGAAGUGCUGAUUCAAAUGAAACAGGAUUGGUUGAACAUGGGAAAGGAAAAAUAUCAACUAGCAGGAGAUAACUGGGAUAAGAACAUUCUCCCAAGUUACAGAACCUCACAGCAGAAAACGAUCUCCUUGCAUUUAUUUACUGUUGUGGGAGUUGUAGAUAGAAUUUCACCUCCCUUACCAGAUGAAGUGACGAACAUUAAUUCUGUAACUGAUUUGGACGGCAACAUAUUCAUCCCUUCAUUGCAAGAGCAGAAUGUACUAAGAAAUGAGCUGACUUUCCUUGUUGCUAGUGCAUUGGUGAAUAACAUUGAUCAGUUAACAAACCACUUCAAGAACAUUUACCCACAACAUCUGGAACACCAGUAUAGUCAUUCUGCAGGAAUCAAGACCAAACAGUAUUGCCUUGGAUUGUUUGAUUGCAAUGAGCAGAAAACCCAGGAUGUAAUCCAACUCUUAAAAGAACUACAAGACAAGUAUGUCCCAGUUACAGAUGGAGACAUUAAGGAAGAAGUAUUCUUUGGAGGUGAUCGUUUGACAGAUGAACGAAUACAGUGUGCCCAGCAAGCAAUGGAAAAUGAAAACACUCCAUUAAAACGAUUGGAAGGAUUCAUUUCUAAGAUAGAAGAUUUCCAUCGACUUAUGAAUUUUUUGGAGGCUAUCUGUAAAUUGACAUUUAGCACCAGUUCAGGAAAAGAUAGAGGCACUGCAUACUUUUUUAGGAAUUUGCUCAACUGUCGUAACAUCAAAGGGGAUGUCAAGAACUCCUAUCGGGCAUACAAAAUGCUGUAUUAUACCAUUUUUGAUGGAAUUUGUUGUGCAUUGUUUUUGAGGGAAUUGAAUUUGGACUCCUUAGAAGAUGAAAUCUCCUUUCCUCCUGACUGGGACAAGUUGAACGAGACUGAGAAGGUAGAAUGGUUAAACACUUUAAGUGAAAAUAUUGUGAAGAAAUGGUUCUUUGAAAGUGCUGAUGAUUUAUGUCAAGAGCUGCGAGACAUAAUGAAUGAUCCUGAUCAUGAAGAAAAUUAUUGGACUUCCAAUUACUCCAAUGGGCGAUUCAAAUGUCAUUUCUGUGAUAAAACAUAUAUCUACUCUAAAAGCUUACAAACUCAUGAGCUUAAAGUUCAUUCACAUAAUGUGAAGAAACAAUCUGGUGAAAAGACAUCUACAGAUAGUGAUGAGGUGUUUAACUAUGUUAUGCUAGUAUUUAAACUAGUUGCGUUACAUCGGAAUCUGGAUUCUGCUGUUGAUAUGGGAGAUGGUAUGAGAUCAGUACGGGCUGCCAAGUAUGAAGCACCAAUUUACAAUAAAACAAAUAAACUGAAGUACCUGAUAGGAAGUGUCCAUUUGACUGCAUUGGUAUCUGGAACCCUUCCAAACAACCAAUCUGAGCGCCUUAUAUGGAACAGAUUUAUUAAUAUCAGUGGUGGAAAAAUGAAUAACAUGGCUAUAGACGAGUAUGUAGAGCUUGUUAAUCGUGACACGAAAAACACUUGCUCAGGGUAUCAAACAAAGGAAAGCAUUGUUUCACAUUCAAGAGAGUUUCCACAUCUAAUUGAUGCAACAAAACAUGUUGAUGCUAUUUGUGAUGUUCAUAAAAGAAAGGGCUUUCACAAGAAGCCCUCAUAUGUUGGGGAUGUGAAAAAGGUUGCAUCUGAACUAAUUAGAAUGAAUUCAUUUGAUAAAACUAUUGGGAGAACUCUAGGAUGUAGGGAAAUAGUGUCUGAAAGAAACCCUUUUGACAGUUGUUAUUCUAACUUUACAACCAUGAUUCACAGGCACAAGCCAGUGCUUCCAUUCAGGCGAUUGAGAAAUGAACGAGUUUGAAUUUUCUCAUGAUUGUACAUUUGAGUGAUUGUUACAUACUUUUGCCCUUAUUAUGUGUAGGAAUUUUGAUUCGCAUGUGCAUAUCUAUGUAUUGUUUUCCCCAUCUUAUGAUAUAUUGUUGGCAAGAUGCUGUCAGAUUAAAAGUGGUGAGGCCAAAAUAAAAUAUAUGUGCGUUUCCUAUUUAAAGCCCUCAAAAAUUAGGUAGGGUAGGUAGGUAAACAUUCUAUUUCAUUAAAACAUUUUAUUUGAAAUCUUAACUUUUUUCAUACACUUUCAGUACAGAUCUAUAUACAUUACAAAUACUUUUCACACAUUUUGAAGCUCAAUAGUAGUAAAAUGAAAAUCACAGAAACUUGUACACAAAAAGAAAAAAAAUCCAAAUUCAGAAGUUUUGCUUUACAUACACGUAUAUCAUCAAUGAAAAGUUUAGGGUCAGCAGCAAAUAGGUAGGUAGGGUCAGGAAACCGGAAACACGCAUCUAUUUUACUUUUGCCUGAUCGUACACAUAUAUUA
Molecule: messenger RNA, 2403 nt
Organism: Ostrea edulis (European flat oyster)
Lineage: Eukaryota; Metazoa; Mollusca; Bivalvia; Ostreida; Ostreidae
Exons: 4
Coding region: 1-1890 (629 amino acids)
Source: RefSeq, a predicted model, not a curated record